UACCAUGACAGUCGUAACAUCCAAGGGCAGUCCACGCUAAGCAACAGAAGCUCCAAAAAAGAGGCGAUGGUGGCGGUGGUGAUAAGACUGUUUGUAGUGCAACAGGCGAACCGCCUGGCAAUAGGACAUCCUAACCAAUCAAUCAUCCAACGAAGCCAACCGUGGAGGCAUCAACAUCAACUAUCAAUCGAGAGAAGAGGAAGAUUCAUUCUUCCACUUUGAAUAUGUUCCACACAAGCGACACCAAGAUGAUAGGGUCAGCAUCUCGGUUGAAUUCUGGCAAGUCCUCUUCAUCUCUCACUUUCUACGACUUCGACUUGAACAGUGAACUGCAUGAAGCUGCUCCACCUGCCGCACAGGUCGAGUCCACUGAACCAGAGAGAAGGAAAGUCAGUUGGUACAUGGUCGCCGCAUCCGCAUUGGGAACGAGCCUCAUUAUUGGCUACCUUCUGCUCGAAGGCUUCGGUCCGGCCAUCGGAGCCUUAGAAAUGCUGGACGAUGAAAAAAGCGACAACGCUUUUGCUUCGUCAACGUUGCAUAAUGGAACAAAGCUCCAACAGUUGAUAGACCAACUACAAGACCAUGAGGCCCAACGGCACGAAGAUUCCAAGGGACGCAGUACCAGUGAGAGCACAGAUAAUUUCCAGGAUGACGUCACAAGCACAGGCGACUACAGGGAUUUCACGACCGAUGAAGAACCUGUACAUACUACUCGGAAGUCAGCGACACGACACAGUCCUAAAACACCAGAAACCCUUAGCACGAAACGCUCUUCGGUGUCAACACAGAGUGCAUCCGCAGGAACACACACUCUGAGGGCCACAGAGAAAGCGGGAAGCAAACUGGCAACGGCAGCGCCAGUCACAAUUACGACGUCAACGGCAACGUUCAAGAACACAACGGCUACGCUGUCGGGCAGGAAAUACGAGCCGAAGAGAAAAACACAACUUUCACCCCUUCAAAAACGCGGUACUCAAAAGAAGUUGGAACCAACGUCCAAUUCGACCGUUCGGGGACGUAUCAACGUGUCAACAGCAGACUUUACACCCAUGAAGAGCUCCGCAAACAAGGGACGCGUGAAGGAUAGCCAAGCAUGGAAAACCUCAUCCGCGACACGGGACGCUUAGCGAUCGGGGCGACGGACAAUGAUAAGACGGAAUAUUAAUCAACGAAGAUUCAUCACGGGUGUAGCCUCGUGGCACAUUGGUGACUUACAACCUCAUUGCUUCAAUAGCUGCUUCUGACGUUGCGGAAUAACUGCACCGUUGGAUAGGAACACAUUCUUCGCUCACACGUUGUGAUAAGAAUAAAUAGCUUUUUUUUUCUUA
Ornithodoros turicata is the source of this 1328-nucleotide messenger RNA. RefSeq lists its product as uncharacterized. NCBI's taxonomy places the organism in Eukaryota, Metazoa, Arthropoda, Arachnida, Ixodida, Argasidae. The transcript is spliced from 16 exons. The record is from RefSeq and is a predicted model, not a curated record. Bases 225 to 1127 code for a protein of 300 amino acids.